ACUUUCACCCCCAAAUUGGUCUGCAUCCUGGACACAGACUUUCACCUUGGGGUUUAGUUAAUUUUAGAGUAUUCUAACACCAAAAAGUAAAUAAAUAGUUAUAAAAAAUAAUUACGUGAUAUUCUCAUGCUAUACAGUUGAUGAUUACUGACAGUAAAAAUGUGGAGGUCACAGACUUCAAAACAGACCAAACUCCUUGUCAGGACUGCUAAGCGACAACUAACCAGUGAAUCCACACCUCCUCCUAAGCCUCUAACUGCACCACCAGUACAAAGUCAACUACCAAAAAAAUCAGGAGGAUUUAGAUUGUUCAAGUUUUUCGGAUUUGGUUUACCUGCUGCAGCAACCAGUUUGUUGGGCUAUGCAUGGUAUGAUCCAAACUUUCGUAAGCAGCUAGAAGCAAAUGUUCCCUAUGCAAAAGAGGUGUUAGAAAGUGUUUUGCCAGAAAGCAAAGUAGCUGUUCACCCCGACAGGGUACAAGAUCUGCAUCCAGUUCAUAUUGUUGAAAAGCCUAGUAUAUUAAAUGUGCAAGAAUCCAUGACACAGCCUGUCUCCAACCAAACAGUGAAUUGCUUUGAUGCUUAUCUUACUGCUUUAUGCACCACUGACGAUUUUAAAAAUAAUAUUGAAAACCAAAAGUAUAAACUUAACAAAUUAAAUCCAGAUCAGUACUUCUCAUAUAUUCCCCCUUCGCGCGGUAAAGAUAAGGAAAUUUUUACAGAUGAAGAUGGAAAAAACAUGAAAAAUGAGACAGCUGUCAAUGAUAAAGAUGAUAGCCGUGUUGAUCGUGUAGAUACUGUCAACUUACGAGAAGAAUUUGAGGAAAAAAAAUUGGCUGAGGAAAUGUUGACAAAUAAAAAUAGUCCUCUUCAAAAUUUAACAGAACCCUCUUCAGUUCAGAAUCAGUCAUACCAGAUUUUAGAACUACAAAGAGAUGAUCUAUUACGGGAAAAUUUUUCAGAAGCCUCUGAUGUCAAAACAGCUCUUAUGAAAGAAACAAGUCAAACUGAAGAAGUUCCAUUAAAGAAAGAAGAAAAAAAGAUUGAUCCUAGAGUAAUUGAUGCACAGUUGAAAAAGCGUGAGGAUGAUGCUAAAGCAGACAAUGCAGCACUUGAAGUGGCGAUACACAAACUGUUAACCAACAGUGAACGUUUUACAGAAGAAGCAAUCCAGGCACAGAAAGAGCUUGCUUCAUCUAUUCGUAACCAUACAAAGUUGUUAAAACAAGCCAUGGAUGACACAUCUGAUAUUCUACAGAAAGAUGCACAGUGGGAAGCUGUGGCCAUAGCAUAUAAAGAAAGGGAACAUGCUUUUCAAAGGGCUAAUGAGCUUUCAAUUGAGUCAAAAAAAAGUCUGGAAAGACUGAAAGAUGUGAUCACAGAAGGAAAAGUUAAUCAAGUCACUAAACAGAAUCCAGCUAUUUUUCCAGCUAGCAAGAGGGUCAAUGAUCUACUGAAAGAUAUGACAGCUGCCAAUUCAAAGGUCAGAGAAGCAGAGGCAGAAUCAAAUGUCAUGCAAAAAUAUAAAGAAUUGGUAGACAAAGGAAGAAAACAAUUUCAAAAGGAAAUUGAAAGCAUACUGCCUGAUGCUAAAAUCAGUUCAGGUAAAAAGUUAUCAGAAGAUGAACUUAAUGCACUUAUAGCCCAUGCACAUCGCAGAAUUGAACAACUGCAGAAGCAAAUAGCCGAGCAAUUAGCAAUGGAGAGACAAAGACUAUCGGCUGCGCUUGAGGCCCAGCGUUUGGAAGAUUUAAAAAUCACAGAUGCUACCGUGGCUGAAGAACGCAUGCGUUUGCAGCAGGAAUUUGAUUUUGAGAAGCAAAAAUUGGAAAUGGAGUUUUACUUGAAACUAGAAGCAGAGGUGAGGAAACAACUGGCCCGUCAAGCCGCUGCCCACAGUGAUCAUCUGAGAGAUGUUCUCAGUGUCCAGCAGCGACAGUUAAAUGUAGAAUUUGAUAGAGAACUUAAUGCUAAACUGCUGGAGGAACGUGAAAAAUUUCAGUCUGAAGUUGCUGGCUGGAUCUCAAGACUUAAGGGUAUUGAAGCUGCUGUUGAUGCCCGUGCUGCCAGUGAGAAGUUAGCACGAUCAGCCCAAGAUUUAUGGCUUGCCUGUAUUUCUCUCAAAUCAGCUAUUCAAUUUGGUGAGGCUGAGAGUGAAACCCAAUCAAUACCUUUAAGGAACAGGAUAGAAGCCAUUUUGAAUUCAGGAAACAAGCAUCCCUUUGUUGAGACAGUUGCCAACACUGUUGCACCUACAGUCCUGGAUAGAGGUGUCAGCACUGAAGAUCAACUAAGAAAUCGUUUUUUCAGAGUUUCACAAAUCUGCCGUAGGUUAGGUCUUAUCAAUGAGCCCAACACAUCAUUGUACAAGUAUUUUAUAUCCUAUCUUCAUUCACUGGUUGUCUUUGAUCGAAUGGUGCCAAUGUCAGAAUAUGAUGAAAUAGAUUUAAACUCACUAGACAAUUUUGCACUAAUAGCUUAUGCUCAGCACUGGAUGGAGAGAGGAAACCUAGAAAUAGCCUUAAGGUUCAUGAUGCAGCUAACAGGAGAGUCACGAAGAGCUGCCAGUGAUUGGAUUAAUGAAGCUAAAUUACUUUUAGAAACCAAACAAAGUGCUUAUGCACUAACAGCAUAUGCCUCAGCAUCUGGCUUAGCAAAUACAUUUUAGGACAUUUAUUUAAUAAAAAAUAUUUUUUACAGUUACACAGCAAUGUAGAAGGUCUUUCCAGUUCCAUUGUAUGCGCCUAGAAAAUAUAGCUUGUAUAUUGAUGUGGAAUUAAGAAAGUUUAUUAUAAUUAUUUCCUCUUAUAUUAAAGAAAUAUUGUAGUACUUAGAACACUAUUUGACAGAAAUGAUGAUGAUUAGUCACCUUUUUGAAGUUUGAAGUUUUCAAUAAAGGAGGAGAGGUGGGAAAUAAAGCAAAGUGUUAUUUUCUGACCAAUAAAAACUAUUGGCUCUUUUUAUAAUUGAAGAGGUAAAUAAUACUUUAAAAUAACAGUGGUUUAUUGUUUAUAAUGUUAUUAAAAAGCAUUUAAUGUAUUUCACUAGAACAAUGCUAUGAUUCAAAUUGUUUAAAUGAUGGGAUACAAGUGAAACCAACUGAUUAUCAUAACCUUUUUAUCUGAUAAAUCAAAUAAACCUGCCUGAGGCUUCUAUUAGAUAAAUCAUUUGAAUUUUUCAUGCAUUUUAACUUCUUGUUUGUUCCUUUUCUGAAAGUUGGCAUUUUUAACUCUUAUCCUAAUAUGUUCAUUACUCCUAUUUUGUUCCUGUAAAAAUUGUUUGAACUUUGCACUGAUCUUAAUGUAAAGAACUAAACACAAACUAUUUAUUGAGACUAAGAACCAUACCAGGAUUGUUGCAAUGAAAAUGGAUUUUAUUAAAGAUGCAAUUUAACCAUU
Molecule: messenger RNA, 3397 nt
Organism: Physella acuta
Lineage: Eukaryota; Metazoa; Mollusca; Gastropoda; Physidae
Product: MICOS complex subunit Mic60
Biological process (GO): cristae formation
Cellular component (GO): MICOS complex
Source: RefSeq, a predicted model, not a curated record